Messenger RNA from Rhinichthys klamathensis goyatoka, 1410 nucleotides. It is a transcript of the gene adkb, whose product is annotated as adenosine kinase b. The record is from RefSeq and is a predicted model, not a curated record. The coding region runs from base 23 to 1225 and encodes 400 amino acids. Gene Ontology annotation, biological process: purine ribonucleoside salvage. NCBI's taxonomy places the organism in Eukaryota, Metazoa, Chordata, Actinopteri, Cypriniformes, Leuciscidae. The transcript is spliced from 11 exons. Gene Ontology annotation, cellular component: cytosol; nucleus. Gene Ontology annotation, molecular function: adenosine kinase activity.
GCCCAUGCGUGUGAUGUAACCUAUGGAUGUAACCAAUCAUCUGUAUCUCUGGAGUGAUUUCGGCUUCCGGGUUGUGUUUGGAGUGUGUGGAGAACAGAAGGAGAACACAGACGCACGCGCUCGCAGCGUGGACGGGGCGCGAGAGCCAGAAUCAGUUUUACUGCAGACAAUCAGUGUGUGUGUGAUCAUGCCGACAGUCAGUCAGAACGCUCUGUUUGGGAUGGGGAAUCCGCUGCUGGACAUCUCUGCUGUGGUGGAUAAGGAUUUUCUUGAUAAGUAUGGAUUGAAGCCCAAUGAUCAGAUCCUGGCAGAGGAGAAACAUAAAGCUUUGUUUGAUGAGAUCGUGAAUAAGAGUAAAGUGGAGUAUCAUGCCGGUGGAUCCACACAGAACUCUGUCAAAAUCGCUCAGUGGAUGAUCCAGGAGCCGCAUAAAGUGGCCACGUUCUUCGGCUGUAUAGGGACGGAUCACUUUGGAGAGAUUCUGAAGCAGAAAGCGGCUGAAGCUCAUGUUGACGCUCAUUAUUAUGAACAAGGUCAGGAACCGACAGGAACGUGUGCGGCCUGCAUUACUGGAGACAACAGGUCUCUGAUUGCAAACCUGGCAGCAGCAAACUGCUAUAAUAAAGAGAAACAUCUGGAUGUUGAUCGCAACUGGAGUCUGGUGGAGAAAGCUCGAGUUUACUACAUCGCCGGUUUUUUCCUGACCGUGUCUCCAGAGUCCAUCCUCAGAGUGGCCAAACACGCGUCUGACAACAACAAGAUCUUCGGCCUCAACCUCUCGGCCCCCUUCAUCAGCCAGUUCUUCAAAGAGCCGCUGAUGAAGGUCAUGCCGUACGUCGACAUCAUCUUCGGAAACGAGACGGAAGCCGCUACAUUUGCAAAGGAGCAGGGCUUUGAGACUGAAGACAUCGCUGAGAUCGCACGGAGGGUUCAGUCUCUGCCCAAAGUCAACAAGAACAGGCAGAGGAUUGUGGUGUUCACUCAGGGCAGAGAGGACACUGUGGCCACUGUGGGUGAUAAAGUGAAAGUGUUUCCCGUUUUAGACAUCGACCAGAACGACAUUGUGGACACGAAUGGUGCUGGUGAUGCUUUUGUGGGAGGAUUCCUGUCAGAGUUGGUUCAGGAGAAGCCGCUGGAAGAGUGUAUCCGCGCAGGACACUACGCCGCUAAUGUCAUCAUCCGGCGAGCGGGCUGCACCUUCCCGGAGAAACCCGAUUUCCACUAACUCCUUCACAUACUCUCCUGUAUGAUCCCAAUGUGGAAUCUUUCCAUCUCAUCUUCUUUCUUUCUGCUGAAGCUUCAGCAACACAACCUGCGUGCCUCUACAUUCGUUUACACACGUUUCCUGUUAAACGGGCAUUUUUCAGGAUUGCGACGACCACAUUACGUAUACUCCGAUGAGUUUGUGUU